Penicillium brevicompactum is the source of this 369-nucleotide messenger RNA. RefSeq lists its product as uncharacterized. Lineage: Eukaryota; Fungi; Ascomycota; Eurotiomycetes; Eurotiales; Aspergillaceae. Bases 1 to 369 code for a protein of 122 amino acids. The transcript has a single exon. The record is from RefSeq and is a predicted model, not a curated record.
AUGAGUAUCGUUCCACCCAGCAUGUUUAGGUACAAUUUCGGCGGCGAGGCGCUGCCGGAGUAUGAGGCCAGUAGCCACGAAGCCACUUACUACGUGACUGUGAUCUUUAAGCCUAUCCAGGCUUCAUGGGAUAGUUGUGCUCUGAUGAAGUUCAUGGUGAAGCAAAUUGCGAACGGAAAGGCUUUUGUGACGGAGGAGCCUGUGCAGAAUAUCUCUCCGCUGUGCAUUUCUCUACCUGUUUAUGGGUUUGAUGAUGCAGCAGCUCCUCUGGUACUUGCUAGUGCGCUCUCUGUUGCACGGUCACGGUCACAGGAGAUUGAGGCCGGGUUCAUCGUGAUUGAUAAAGAUCGUCUCUUUCGCAGUGAUUAA